CGGAAGUGGUGGGCGGCCCCGCCCCCUGCCGGGGUCUCUGUGGAGCCGCCGACGCGCCGGCUUUGAGCAUCCCUGGCGGGCCUGGCGGGAGGCCCCGGGGCUGUGGCUCCGGCGGCCGAGGCUCGGCCCGCCGUCGACAUGGCCAGCUCCGGAGAGGACACGUCCAACGAUGGUGACGCGCCCCCUGCAGCGGCCUCGAUGGCGGAUGGCGCCCACCUGCUGGGCUUCUCCGACGAGAUCCUCCUGCACAUCCUGAGCCACAUCCCCAGCACAGACUUGGUUCUCAACGUCCGGCGCACCUGCCGGAAGCUCGCAGUGCUGUGCCUGGACAAGAGCCUCAUCCACACGGUGCUGCUGCAGAAGGACUAUGAGGCGAGCGAGGACAAGGUGAAGCAGCUGGUGAGGGAGAUCGGCCGCGAGAUCCAGCAGCUCAACAUGGCCGGCUGCUACUGGCUGUCCGGCUCCACCAUCGAGCACGUGGCCCGCUGCCGCGGCCUGGUGAAGGUGAACCUGUCGGGCUGCCGCCUCACGUCGCUGCGCCUCUCCAAGAUGCUGUCAGUCCUGCAGCACCUGCGCUCCCUGGCCAUCGACGUGAGCCCCGGCUUCGACGCCAGCCAGCUGAGCGGCGAGUGCAAGGCCACGCUGAGCCGCGUGCGGGAGCUCAAGCAGACGCUCUACACGCCGUCCUACGGCGUCGUGCCCUGCUGCACCAGCCUCGAGAAGCUGCUGCUCUACUUCGAGAUCCUCGACCGCACACGCGAGGGCGCCAUCCUCUCGGGCCAGCUCAUGGUGGGCCAGAGCAACGUGCCCCACUACCAGAACCUGCGGGUCUUCUACGCACGGCUGGCCCCCGGCUACAUCAACCAGGAGGUGGUGCGGCUGUACCUGGCCGUGCUCAGCGACCGCACGCCCGAGAACCUCCACGCCUUCCUCAUCUCCGUGCCUGGCAGCUUCGCUGAGAGCGGGGCCACCAAGAACCUGCUGGACUCCAUGGCCCGCAACGUCGUGCUGGACGCCCUGCAGCUGCCCAAGUCCUGGCUCAACGGCUCGUCCCUCCUCCAGCACAUGAGGUUCAACAACCCCUUCUACUUCAGCUUCAGCCGCUGCACGCUGUCCGGCGGCCAUCUGAUCCAGCGGGUCGUCAAUGGCGGGAAGGACCUGCGCAGCCUGGCCAGCCUGAACCUCAGUGGCUGCGUGCACUGCCUGUCGCCGGACUCCCUGCUCCGCAAGGCGGAGGACGAUAUCGACAGUGGCAUCCUGGAGACGCUGGUGGCGGCCUGCUGCAACCUGCGCCACCUCAACCUCUCGGCCGCCCACCACCACAGCUCUGAGGGCCCCGGCAGGCACCUGUGCCAGCUGCUGGCCCGGCUGCGCCACCUGCGCUCCCUGUCCCUGCCCGUCUGCUCCGUGGCCGACUCGGCGCCGCGGGCCGACCGCGCCCCCGCCCAGCCCGCCAUGCAUGCCGUGCCCCGUGGCUUUGGCAAGAAGGUCCGCAUCGGCGUGCAGUCCUGUCCCAGCCCCUUCUCCAGCCAGGCGGUCCCUCAGCCGUCCUCCGUGUUCUGGUCUCUGCUGAAGAACGUGCCCUUCCUGGAACGCCUCGAGCUGAUCGGCUCCAACUUCUCCUCCGCCAUGCCGCGCAACGAGCCCGCCAUCCGCAACUCCCUCCCGCCCUGCAGCCGGGCGCAGAACGUCGGGGACUCGGAGGUGGCCGCCAUUGGCCAGCUGGCCUUCCUGAGACACCUGACGCUGGCCCAGCUGCCCAGCAUUCUGACGGGCUCCGGGCUGGUGAGCAUCGGCCUGCAGUGCCAGCAGCUCCAGUCCCUCUCGCUGGCCAACCUGGGCAUGAUGGGGAAGGUGGUAUACAUGUCCGCCCUCUCGGACAUGCUGAAGCACUGCAAGCAGCUGAAGGACCUCAGGCUGGAGCAGCCCUACUUCAGCGCCAACGCGCAGUUCUUCCAGGCGCUGAGCCAGUGCUCCGCGCUGCAGCGCCUCUGCCUGGUCUCCCGCAGCGGCACUCUGCAGCCCGAGGCCGUGCUGGCCUUCAUGGCCCGCUGCCUGCACGUCGUCGUGUGCCACAUGUUCACUGGGGAGUCCCUCACCACCUGCAAGAGCCUGCAGCAGUCCCUCCUGCGAAGUUUCCAGGCCGAGCGGCCCGCGCUGAAUGUCGUCAUCUUCCCUCUGCUCCACGAGGGCCUGACCGAUGUCAUCCGCGACGUCCCCAUGGUGCACCUGGACGAGAUCACCUUAUUUAAAAGCAGAGUGGCCGAGGAGCCGCCAAACCUGUGGUGGUGACAGGCACGGCCCAGCACCGGGCGAAGCUGCUUCUGCUGGCCGAGCCGCCCUGGCCGCGCCCGUCGCCUCCGUGAGUCUCCAUGGCCGAGGAAGCACGACCGCCCCGUACUGCGCUCCUCGGCCACCACUGCUGUUCGCCGCCUGCCCGGCCCCUGGGGACCCUGUGGUGGGUCACAAGAGGAAGGAAGGCGCUCUCCCUGGCUGUCCUGCACACCCGCCUGUCCCCCGGGGCCUUGCGAUGCCUCCUCCCGCUUUCCUGUGUGAGGACUUGUUGCUUGGUGAACUCUGGGUUGAGAUGGUGUGCAGAGGACCAGGCGGGCAAGCUGGCGGUCAGGGCGACCUGUGGGCCUGGCCGUGGCUGUUCGGGAACUGAGACACCCAUCGUUGGAGCCCUGACUCCUUGGGAGCCCUGACCAGGUCCCCAGAGCCCAGCGUGGGCCCACUGCUGCCCCCCUCACUUCAACCCCUGAGUGUCCCUUUGCUCUUGUGCUCCUGGUCACCUGCCACCAGGCUCCAUGCAGGGGUGUGCUGGGGCCCGGUGCUGGGGGUGACUGUGAAGGGGGGUGGACAUGCCUGCCCUGUGAGAUGUCCACACUGACGUCUGUGACAGCGAGGCCCAUGACCACGUCUGAGUGCCCACCCCGCCCCACCCCCCCCCCCCCCCCGGGGCCAGCUGUGCACGUGACGCAGCGAGGAGCUCGCAGGCCUUAUGGCUGCAGACUUGGGGCUCUCAUUCCCAAUAAGGCGUGUUUUAACCUAAUGACGUCUCCCGUAUGUUUCCAGCCAGGUGAUGUCAGACAAGUUCAGGCCACUGGGGGCAAGGAUUGCUGGGGGCCCGGGCAGGGUCUGCCAUGUGGCGGACGGCGGUCGCCGCAUACAGUGGAGAUCUGGAUUUCUGGGGAGGCACAGACAUACCUGGGUUCAUUAGAGAAACUUGAAGUAUUAAAACCCAGAAAGGAUGUUUAGGGCCAGAGUCGUGAUCAGGUUACCUGUUCAAGAUAGCUUUAUUUAGCACUUUAAAAAAGUUCCACGCAGCUAUUCCAAAAAUGGGGAAGGCCCAGAGUGCAGGGCCUCACCCUGGUGUCUCUGCUUGCUUAACCGUGAGGUCUCCCCAGCACCGUCAUCCCGUCAGCGGGUGGGCUUCUGAGGGGCCACCGUUGGGGCCUCUCCACCUGGUCGCUCUCGGUGAUGCUCCUGGAGACUUCCAGGGAAUGCUGGGCGCCCUUGGGGCCACUGCCAGCCAGGGCGCCUCAGUCUCCACAGAGGCUGCCUCCCCAGGCCCUGGGCCUGUCUCCCGCAGACUUCCUCUCCCUCUGGGCGGGGGGUGCGGAGCCCACCAGGCCCUGCUCACCCUGCUGGUGCCCAUCCUGCCUGCCGUCUGUCCCAUGGCCCCCAGCCCGGCCAUCUUCCUGCUCUCUUUCCACAGGGACGGGCACCCCAUUCCUUGUAGCGUGUCCUACAGUUUACCUGCCAUUGAGAGGCCGGAUCCCUGGUCCCUGGGCUUUCACUCACCUGCCCUUCCCUGGUUCUGGAGGGCAGCCGGGUCUGCAGCCCGCUCCCCACUGGGCCAGGGGGUCUGGGAGGCCUUCUGACGGUGGCUGCAGGAACUGAGGCCUCCAGGGGCUCUGGCCGAAUCUUCCAGACGGACAUGCAAUGUGUCUGCGGCUCUGGCUGUGCCAUCGUCUCCCCUGACUGAGCGGACGCCGCGUGUGUGGGUGGAGCAGGCCUGAGCGCUCCUCCCCUCGCCCCGCUUUCCUUGCCGCGGCUGGUCAGUUGUCUCUGCGGCACAGCUGCCCGCCCCCUGCCCCGCGCUGAGGCUGGCGGCUCUUUGCCUCCUGGCUGGAGUGGCUGGUCUGCGGGCUGCCUCUCGUGAAAGCCCAGCGGCCUGAGGCCACAGCCUGGGGCCCGUCUCUUCCUGGCCUCACAGGCCGCGGGACAGGCUGCCCUGGACCCGGAGAGGUGGGACUAAGGUCCCCAUUAGGGCCACACGGCUGUAGACAAGGGUCUGAGAGGCGAUGGGAGCACCCCCCCCCCCCCCC
Molecule: messenger RNA, 4331 nt
Organism: Equus quagga
Lineage: Eukaryota; Metazoa; Chordata; Mammalia; Perissodactyla; Equidae
Gene: FBXL18
Product: F-box and leucine rich repeat protein 18
Exons: 5
Coding region: 139-2292 (717 amino acids)
Biological process (GO): SCF-dependent proteasomal ubiquitin-dependent protein catabolic process
Cellular component (GO): SCF ubiquitin ligase complex
Molecular function (GO): protein binding
Source: RefSeq, a predicted model, not a curated record